Molecule: messenger RNA, 1199 nt
Organism: Magnolia sinica
Lineage: Eukaryota; Viridiplantae; Streptophyta; Magnoliopsida; Magnoliales; Magnoliaceae
Product: auxin-binding protein T92
Exons: 6
Coding region: 187-753 (188 amino acids)
Molecular function (GO): auxin binding
Source: RefSeq, a predicted model, not a curated record
CCAUCAAACGAACGAUGCAUCUCUUCGACGGUCCGUAUGGGUCGAUCAGACUAUCCAACUGUCCCGAUGCAAUCAGGAUCACUAAAAUUCAGUGUGCUCUGAAAGCACCGGAUCAUUUCUCUCGCACAACACGUAUAUAUCUACUCGGGGAAGAAGGAAAAUCCCACAGCGAACGCACGAGAGAGGAUGGGCCGAAUGUGUUUAUUCCUAUUUCUGUUUCUCCGAUUCUUCUUCAGUUCAGUUGCUACAGCUUCCGUCUGUUCCAGUAAAGGCCUACCUCUGGUAAGGAAUCUUAGUGAAGUUCCUCAGAGUAAUUUUGGGAGGGCAGGUCUGUCACACAUUACAGUUGCAGGCUCUGUUUUGCAUGGGAUGAAAGAGGUUGAGUUAUGGCUUCAAACAUUUGCUCCAGGAACAGGGACACCAAUCCAUAGGCAUUCUUGUGAAGAGGUGUUUAUUGUUCUAAAAGGGAGUGGUACUCUUUUUCUGGCUUCAAGCUCAGAUAUGCAGUACCCAGGAAAGCCCCAGGAGUUCUCUAUCUUUUCAAAUAGCACAUUUUAUAUCCCCAUUAACGAUGCUCAUCAGGUCUGGAACACAAAUGAGAACGAGGACUUGCAGAUGCUUGUUGUGAUAUCUCGUCCCCCUGUCAAAGUGUUCAUAUAUAAGGACUGGUUCAUGCCCCACAUUGCAGCCCAAUUGAAGCUCCCUUACUAUUGGGAUGAGGAAUGCUUCUAUCCACCCAAGGAUGAGUUGUAGUUUUCAUAUCAUGUCAGCAUGUUUUUCAGCGUUUGGAUGUAGCACCAAGGAGCGAUUUGUUGGACUGGAAGUUCAAUGACGGGCCAUUUGCAUUUUGCACCAAGUAGGCUUGCAUUUUCAUGCUUUCUCAGCCACAAAUGACAGGUGAUGUAUUUAUAUGGAAAGUUUAAUUUUCUCAUUCGCAUUUUGCCGCUAGUGAACCAUGUUGAGAACUUUGAACUGCCAAACGGACGUUAAAUACACUUUCUGUAAGGAGAGCUCUGGGGAGCUAUAUAGAAAGAAGAUAGAUGUCAUUUAGGUUUCUAAUGGCUGUAGUUGAAGGUUGCUGAUGUUCAUUUUAGGUUGGUCCCAUUUGAUCUUGAACAAUCAGAAACGCUCAACUGCCAUCAGGCAAUGAAUUGAAAUUGCAUGUUUUGGAGAUGGAAUGUGGUUCAAUUUUCUAGUAG